CCAGAUUGGAGUCUGUCUGACUCGAUUUUCAGGCUUGUUUAUCUUUCUUAUGACAGAUAUUCAGGAGUUGAAUAAGUAUUCGACAAACUAUUGUGUCAACCCUAACCUAUCCAUCCCUAGUCUUGUCAUCCUUUCUUCACUAUUAAACUUCUAGCCGACUUCCUCUUCCACGACCAAUACCGUAGAUCUUGAGAACGCGUCAGUUCGCUAAACGACGACAACAAUCUCCUAUUUACCUUAAUUCCACUUCUCAACAAACAGCAACUAUGGCUGGUCGUCUCGCUGGCAAGAAUGCCGUCAUAACCGGUGCCGCAGGUGGCAUUGGACUCGAGACGUCCAUCUUGUUCGCCAAGGAGGGUGCCCAUGUCCUGAUGGCCGAUAUCUCUCUCGACGCCCUGGCUAAGGCACUUGACAAGGUUAAGUCGCUGGUGCCUGGCGCUCAGGUUGAGACAGUGAAAUGCGACGUAUCCAAAGAAGCCGAGGUGAAGGCCAUGAUUGAGCACGUCGAUGCGUGGGGCGGCCUGGACAUCAUCUUCAACAACGCCGGCAUCAUGCACGCCGACGACGCCGACGCGGUCGACACACCCGAGAACAUCUGGAACCUCACACAGGACAUCAAUGUCAAGGGCGUGUGGUACGGCAGCAAACAUGCUGUUCUUGCGCUCCGCCGCCACAAGAAGACAAAGGGCUCCAUCAUCAACACGGCCUCAGUAGUGGCGCUUGUCGGUUCCGCGACCCCGCAGCUCGCCUACACGGCUUCCAAGGGCGCCGUCCUGGCCAUGACGCGCGAGUUGGCCAUCGUGCACGCCCGCGAGGGCUUCCGCUUCAACAACCUCUGCCCGGCGCCGCUCAACACGCCACUUCUGCAGGAUUGGCUCGGAGACGACCAGGCCAAGCGCCACAGGCGUGAGGUGCACUUCCCGACAGGCAGGUUCGGCGAGGCUGUCGAGCAGGCUCAGGCCGUUCUGUUCCUGGCUAGCGACGAGAGCAGCUUUGUCAAUGGCCACGACUUUGUCGUGGACGGCGGCAUGACCAAGGCCUACGUCACCCCUGAGGGUCCGGCUAUGGCGGCCCCGCAGAACAAUGCCAGCAAGUCGUCGCUUGCGUGAAGAGGCAUCGGACCGGUUGAUGCAGGAUUGAUGGAGGUCCAGGGGCAAACACUCAUGCAGGGCAACAUUGGAAGUUGCAAGGCACCCGAUCCUAAAAGCCAUGGAUAUAAUGAUUGAUUGGGUCACAUAUUAGUCUGCACUAGACCCCUGAAAAUGCCAUCAAAGUUCGAACUCCUUUUCCAAUGGCGCCAGGCGCUGUUCCAAACUUUAAUCUCGGCCCGAUUUGAUUAUUUUCUAUGCUAAGAACUGGCGGAUGAUGUUUCACGGCUUGCCACUUUAUCCGCGACUGACGAUCAGGUACAUUGGCAGGUCUCUAGAACGGUCUAAAUAAUAUUCGGUGUCUGUGUGUAGUUUUUCCAGAAAAGAAGUUUGACCUUGGCUGGCUUGGACCAAAACGUGCCCAACACCUAAAGUGACCACCAAAACAUACCCCUCCAUCACGAGUCAGUUUAG
Messenger RNA from Pyricularia oryzae 70-15, 1562 nucleotides. RefSeq names its product 3-oxoacyl-[acyl-carrier-protein] reductase. Gene Ontology annotation, molecular function: oxidoreductase activity. Bases 267 to 1109 code for a protein of 280 amino acids. The record is from RefSeq and is a predicted model, not a curated record. The transcript is spliced from 3 exons. NCBI's taxonomy places the organism in Eukaryota, Fungi, Ascomycota, Sordariomycetes, Magnaporthales, Pyriculariaceae.